CAAAGGCACAGCGGAAUACGAGUCCCCCUCCCCCGCUACGCCUGCAUUGGCAAGGUUUAUCAACGGUCUCACCCCCCCCUUUUCUCCCAGGGAGCGGCACAGAGAAAAAGCAAAAGAUGCCCGGGAUGGGAACACAGAAGCGGGCUCUCAGAGCCUCGUGCGACAACUGUCACCAGGCCAAGGUCAAAUGCGUCGCGACAGCGGCAGGAUGCCAGCGGUGCGUGGCGUUGAACACGCUCUGCGUCCACAGCCCUCCAGGGCGAUCGGGGCGAGUGCCAACAGCGAACAAGGAACACAUCCCGACCCCUCCACGGAGCAGCCCCUCGCGACCACAGAGCGAUCAGGUCUCGAUCAUGGACUUCACCACGGACUCGGUCAUGAUGGAGCCGGUCGACUCGAUGCUCUCCGACUGGUUCUCCAUGUCGGCUGCAACAACAGCAGCCAUGAGCCCCCUCUACAGCGGCGGCACCCAGGGCGUCCUGAUCGAUCCAUCCAUCAGCACAUUCAGCAUGGGCACUCCCACCGCCGCGCCCAUUUCAGAGUUCGUCCCAGGCGACCUCUCCGCACCCUCGCAGUCGCAAAUUCCCCCCUCCUCCGCUUCAACACAGCACCCUCCCCAGCCCCUCCUACCCGGACAACCACAAACACAACCACAGCAGCAAACCCACCUCCUUUACACCCCACCCCCGAAGAACCACCCACCAAGCAGCAGCACUAGCACAUGCACCUGCUUCCAAACCAUAGUCCGCGCCCUCGAGAAGAUCCAAACGGCCAACAUGCGCCUGCUGAGCAUGGACGUCGCCCUCUCCCAGAACAAAGAAUCCCUCAUCCACAUUUGCAACGCGCUGAAAUGCACCUCGCCGCACGAUUCCACCACUCGCCUCCUCAUGCUCGUCCUCCUCCGCAAGAACCUCAACCUGUAUAACCUUCUCUACCACUCCCGGCUGCGGAAUCGCAGGGAUCGCGGUAGCCGUGGGUCUCGGGGCAGUAGUGGUGGUAGUCCGUUCUCAGGAAAUACCGACUUCGAUACCGAUACCACGCUCGGCAGCAGACAUCCGUCGGACGCAGGCCUCGGAUUCUUUAGUGCAGAGAGACAUGACGAGAUGGAUACAAGUGUUCCUCCUACAGAUUUCACAGCUGGAGGUGGAGGCAGCGGCGUCGCAGGGGCCACACCAAGCACAGUCCGCCUCUCGCUAGGCUCAUACACACUCGACCACGCAGACGAAAGCUCUCUAACAAAACAAAUUCUACUCCUGGACGUGAACAAGGUGCCGCGGUUGCUGGAGCGGCUGGACAGGCGGGCGUGCGGGCUGGACGAGGCGGACGGGCUGGAUCUGUACAAUAUGAUGCGCAGCGCGUUGAUCGCGGAGUUUCGGGCGAUUAUGACCGAGGUUGAUUCGUAAAUUCCCAGCCGGAUCUCGAUGGACGCGGUUUCGCUGGGGUUCUAUCUCAGGGGUUGCAGUGCCAGUGGGCAGAUAGAUACUGUAGAGGAAGCCGCGAAAAUACUAGAAGGAAUGACAUUGACGAGACUUGACGAGUCUUGAAGCUAUUCUGAGGUGAUGGAGACCGAGGCAACGAGGGGGUUGAAGGUGAAGGGGAUGUUCGGAGGGAGAUGGAAGCUCAACAAGACAUACUUCUGGCAAUAGUUCAACAAGGUCCUUUGCACGCUUUGAUCUAGCAAGAUUUUGGUCGAAUAGUGAGCCAAGAGGGCUGCAAUAAUUGUGAUAUUCCACUCCAUUUCCUCCAAUGCACAUCUUCCUCUCU
Messenger RNA from Aspergillus calidoustus, 1764 nucleotides. Lineage: Eukaryota; Fungi; Ascomycota; Eurotiomycetes; Eurotiales; Aspergillaceae. The record is from the annotation of a GenBank genome assembly.